CAAAAGGCAAACAUCGGCUUCAUGCACGGUCCACAGGAACUCAUCACAGACGUCCGAGGAAGCGAAGACGGGUUCACCCUCGAUCAGCAUGGAUUACGCUUCAUUCGUCAUAUUUUUAGCCCCUUCCAUGUCGGCGACCUGAAAGAGGUGGCAAGGGUCUUUUACCUGGGGGCUGAGGCAUUUCUGAAACACCAUGCUGACGGCGGAGAUCGUUCGUUGUUCUUCGAUUAUUGUAUCCGGUCCAAUAAGUCUGAACUUCAGUCCAAACUGGUUGACGUGGCAAAUAGUUCGCUAGCGCUGCCUCCUGCUAGAGGCGUGCAUAUUGAUCAAAGGCCGGCUGGUGCGUUAAAACGAGUCCGAUUGUGGGAGGAAGAUGAGGCAGAUAGUCUUAUUGAAGGCCGUGUUAGGAUUCUCAACAUGUGGGUAACUUACGAUCAUCCAAUUGAGGAUUGCCCCUUGCCGAGUGCGAUGGCAGCACCGUUCGACCAGAAAACCUUUUUGUCACAUAGCAAGAACAUUUAUUGGAGAGACGUCUAUCCUUUAUAUGAUCCAGAUGCAAAGUGGUAUUAUCUACGCAACGAGCGGCCUGAUGAAAUACUCAUUCUCAAAAUA
Messenger RNA from Aspergillus wentii DTO 134E9, 612 nucleotides. RefSeq lists its product as uncharacterized. The transcript has 3 exons. The record is from RefSeq and is a predicted model, not a curated record. The annotation marks the transcript as partial. Gene Ontology annotation, molecular function: oxidoreductase activity. Lineage: Eukaryota; Fungi; Ascomycota; Eurotiomycetes; Eurotiales; Aspergillaceae.